AUGGUUGCUAAGCCUUCGUACGUUUUGCUGACACAUCCUGAUUGCAUAGAGGCUAGCGCUACUUGCGAUUCACCGUCAGAGCGUAUUUUGGACUGUAAUUUUGCUCCUGGAAUUAAUGAAGAAGUUGUCGCAGCCGUCCCUAGCAUCGACUUGCACCGCGUUCCUCUUGAAUUGCUGCAGUUUGUUUCUAGGCCAACUAUAUUGCAUGGCAAAACUUUCAGGUACAUUUUGUCAAUAAAAUUCACUUUUAGACAAAUGAAUGAUGCUUUUUAUCGGUCACGCUGA
Messenger RNA from Protopolystoma xenopodis, 285 nucleotides. The record is from the annotation of a GenBank genome assembly. Lineage: Eukaryota; Metazoa; Platyhelminthes; Monogenea; Polystomatidea; Polystomatidae.